GCCAAUAAUGAUCGACUUCAACUCACCGAGCAAAAUCUUCCGCGCGUUUGGGGGGCUUUUCGUUGCCUUUGGAGGCACCUUUUACCUUGCGAAGCAGAUCGUCAAUUCCCGGAGAGAUGCAGAUCAUCGUCGUGAAGUGCUAGCAAUGCAAGAGGGAGAAAAGAGGAAUGGGGCAUAACUCCAAAGCGCAGAAUAUCUCUUCCGGCUUCUCCGUUACUCGAGACCUGUCGUAUCGUGCAAUGUCUUUUGUAUACGGCUGCCACGACAACGAUGGUGUAUAUGCAUUGGAUAUUCGACGUGCAACAAUCACAGAAAUAAAGACGGCCGGAUCCAACCAAAUCGUUCAUCCACUGGGCACCGUUCUCUGGGUGGAAGGAGAGGUCCGCGCAAUAUCGCUCAGAGGAGGUAGUCUGAUUUUGAAAGACGGCGUGGUCGGGGGUACGACAGGCGUCGGUUCCGCAGAUACGGGUUGCCCUUUGUCCUUCGCUUUCCCUUUCCCUUUCGAUCCCUGGGGCCUCUCAGUCCUGGACUUUUUCGUGGAUUCGGAUGGCCUAGUUUCAUCAUCGAGGUUGUGGUCUUCGGUUGGCUCCUCCCUCUCCUUACGUUUGCGGCUAGGCUUGACUGUUUCUUUGGGCGUCUCUUGAUCGGCCGCUUUUCGUCGGACAGUCCGCCCUCGGGAAGAGGGCUGGGAAAUGUCAGGUAGGGUAUUACUGGUAUGAUAGCCAAGUGCAGACCUUGGAAACAGGUGACUCAGACGGCUGCCCGGCAGAAUAAAAGCCAUUCUCGUGCUCUUCUGUCUCUGUUUUGACACGAAUAGAUAGCGGCCCAAAUGGGUCGUCGAGACUGGACUCCUGAUGGCAGUAUCGGCAAUUGACCAUUGAUAACAUUCGUCGCUGCGCACCUUGGAAGAGAUGCUGACGACUGAGUCUGCCUUCCUCCCGCGAGAACGCAAUUCCCGCGUAUUUGCGGUCGGUGUUACGGAUGAAUGCAGUCCAUUUGCAACUCGUUUUCGUUUUGCAGAAAUAUUGGAAGGUCCUGCCUCUUGAGAAGCUCCGUUAAGUGCCUUGGAUGCCGUGCGCUGUGAUCGCCACGCGUGGGUUUGAAGGACCUCGGUCCGGUAAAAACACGUACCUUGAGAGCUCCGGUCCGCACUGGCUUACUCG
This is a messenger RNA of Mycena citricolor, 1163 nucleotides long. The record is from the annotation of a GenBank genome assembly. NCBI's taxonomy places the organism in Eukaryota, Fungi, Basidiomycota, Agaricomycetes, Agaricales, Mycenaceae.